Xyrichtys novacula (pearly razorfish) is the source of this 13912-nucleotide messenger RNA. Lineage: Eukaryota; Metazoa; Chordata; Actinopteri; Labriformes; Labridae. The record is from the annotation of a GenBank genome assembly.
UCUUGUUUGAUAACCAGCGUGCUCACCUUCCCCCCGUUUCACGUCGCGCACUCUUUGAUUCACCAAUGGGCGUUCAGCUGCUCCACCUGCGUAUCAUCUGACCAAUGAGUAAAAUAGCUGUCAUUUCCUUGUUUAUCCUUCACAUGCUGCAGCACCCAUCACAGAAUUUGAACUACUUCUCCAAACAGGAAAGAAACCUGCGCAGUGCUGCCAAUGUUGUUUGUUAUUCUUAUUUUCUUUUUUAUCCUGUCGGUGUGAACUUUGAUUUGAAAUCGGCCAUACUCUAUGAGGCAGAGCUACAGGUGAUUUCAUUGGUUGUUUGGACUGAAAAGCUAAAUAAAGCCAGCCUCCACUGCACCUACUUUUGAAAUCUCCCAGAUAAACUUUCUGCACCAGCUAGAAAGUCCUGUUUCUCCAGGAAGACCAAGAAAACAUCAGGGAGUCCUAGAGGCAAUAUGGACAGGUAAGUGCUAAUUCUUACUGUUAUGUGUAAGAAGCUCGGUCAGAACUACUCCAGCUUUACAGAGGAUUUACAAUACUUGAGUCUCUUUGUUAAAGGGAGGACAACUCUGGUCAUUCAAAAACAAUGUUAAAACACAGAAACAUUUCAAAGGAGUUAUUUUGAAAGAGUUUUGGUAUACAUGUAAAAAAAAUCAAAUGCAUGACUGCAGACCAAAAUGAUGUAUAGAAAAUUCAUGGGCAAUUAUUUCAUCCUGAAAAUGUUACUUUUGUUCAUCAAGGGGCAGCUAAACAAUAAAUUCAAUACAUAGUUAAUGAGUGGUCUUACCUGUGAUGGAGCUAAAUGAAAUAAAUAAAAAUAUUUCCACUACUCUAUGGCUGCAAUAUGACAUAAUUCUGGGGAAUGAUCAUUUCUGCAAUAAGGUUUUUGUUAAAGAAAAUAUCAAAUAAUGAUGCAGUGCUUUUUGGGUUGUUCAUAGAUGAAUGUGGUAAUGACAUUCACAGAUCGGGGGUUGUCAGCAAAACAGAACUUGAUUCUAAUGUUGCACAGGCUCAGAUUAGAUUUUUGUCCUGAUGACAAACAUAGUUUUGUGAUUCCUUUUCCUCAUUGACUUUAUUGUAGCUGCUCGUAUUUGUAAAUGUGCAUCUCCCCUGUGACUAUUUGAAAUAUAUUGUGUGCCCAAGCUAAAACUGGCAACUCAUUCACACCUCUUCUUGUUAGUCUCCAUGAAUGAUACCUGAAAAAUGAGACGUGUUAGAAGAAACAGAACUUGAAUACAAGCUGCAGGUGGAUUAAAUGUGAUAUUUAUGAAGUCAUCCUUCUCAUGGAAAGAGCAUUACCAUGAAGUUUGGUGAGAAUCAGCCUAAAGUAGAUUUGGUGGCUUGGCAGAGCUGUUAAUGACAGAUUGGUGUUGCAACAUAACCAUGGCUUAUAGUCUCAUCCUAUUGUUCUGUCACCCUCUCAGUAAACGGCUGGUGGUGGUCGUCCCAAAUGAAGUGCUGGUCCCCCCACGCAGAGUGUUCAGCAGUGAGGAUGAGGCGUGGAGAAGCUACCUGGAGAACCCACUGACUGCUGCGACAAAGGCCAUGAUGAGCAUCAAUGGAGAUGAGGACAGUGCUGCAGCUCUGGGUCUGCUGUAUGACUACUACAAGGUGUGGCAGUCAAAUAAAUGAUGAUUCAGGGAGACAAACAACAUUUGUUUCUCACACUUUUUUUUUUUUGUUCACCCUGCCAGGUUCCCAGAGAGCGGAGACGUGUCUCCUGUGGAGUAAAAUCCAUAGAUGCCUCUACCACUGGACCUGAUAACUGUGGCAGCUUCGAAACUCUACCACACCAUCCUCAGGCUCUCGCAUCAAUGCCUGUCAACCUCUCCCGAAACAGCAGCACCUCUACAGACUAUCAGGACUCAAAGUAUGACACAGGAGGAGGAGGAGAUGGGAAAGGAGAGGGUGGAUCAGCUCUGGCCCUGAUUAAGUCAGAAGACCAGACUGCCAUGAGAGUGUCCUGUUCUGGAGGUUCCUACAGAGAAGAACCCAGUGAGCCAAUGAGGGUGCUUUAUGAACAGAGCUGCCAUGAUUUGGCCCUCACGGGGCACUUGAAGGAUGAACAGAGGAGCACUCCAGACAGCCUGUAUGAGGAAGGAGAGGUAUGUGUCGAGCUCCAGUUAUAAUAAUAGCAACAUUUGUUAUUAUUUCAAAUCAUAUUUUGUCAUUUUCAACAGAUGUUCAACAUGAGUCCCUCCUCAGGAGCGGAAGAAUUCCAACGAGGCCGACCAUGGUAAGUAAAAAUGUACCAAUAAGGGAGUGAAACGGGCUGUUAACAUGUCUCCAUGUUGCAUGAAAGACCUCUAAAUCUGGACAUGUUUAGAUAUGAUGAAGUCUGGACUAGAUAAUGUCUCACCACAGCAUUAUAAAAUUCUUUAUAUGGAGCAUAUUUCUUCUCAAGAAUGGGGCUACUGUGAUGUGAUCAGAAAACAGCAUUAAGUUACUCUUCUGAUACGCUGUAUUUUGAGCUCGUGCAUUUCUGAUGCCAGCUCUUGAUUUUUAUGAGCCAAUGUCCAUGUAUUUCAAGACAUGGCAUAGGAGCACAUUUGGAUAUCUUAUUUCAUAUCUGUACAACAUUGACAUAUCUUGCCACUCAAUUUAAAAGGAAAUUCGGCUCAGUAUUUGCCCUCAUAUGAAGCAUACCAUCACAUCUCCAUAUAUGCUCCGAAUAUGAUCCAGAUUCUUGCAAGAAAAAAAAACAAAAAUCUACAGAAUAGAGGGGCUAAAUGUCUAAAUUAAAGACCACAAUAAUUAAAACAUAACUGACAUACAAAUGAAGAUUUUCUCUGUUGUAUAGAUGAUAAAUGAAUAACUAUGGCUGCCACUGACAUGGCUGUAUUAAAUUGAAUUUCACUGACAAAGUCAAGACAUGGACUAAAUGUUUAGACAAGAUUAAACCAGGAAAUUGGUUCCUGUCGUAAGAUUUAAAACCAUUCACUUAAGGAGGGUUGGAGUACUACCGAAUACAGUUUUUUCUUUCUCCUCCUCUGUGGGGAUCAUUUCAAACUUCUUUCUUCACGAUGUCUCAGAAUUCUUCUGCUCACAUCAUUUAGGCUUCAAAGCACUCUGAUUAUGUUUUUGUAAAUUAUAUGUUUAAAAUAACUCUUAGAACAGCUUUGAUUUGAACUACAGUUUAAGAAUGACUGUAGAGAAAUUCCAUCACAGUGAUUGGUCAUUCAGACAUGAUUCCUCCUGUUCUUAUUCUUGGUUAAUGCUCCUUGGUUUAUAUUUUACAGGUUUGAGGAACUUUUGAAAAUACUCAAAGCAAUAAUAUCACAAUAUUCUCACGUAAUUAGUCUCUGUUUGACACAUGAGACCUGCAUAAAACAUGUAUUUUGUUACAGUGGCAGUUUCAAGUAUUGUCUGGAGGCCAGCAUGUCAGUACGACCGCGGCAGGGAGAUGGACCUAUGGCCUAUCUGAACAGGGGCCAGUUUUAUGCUUUGACACUGUCCAAGACUUCUUGCAUGUUGUCCUCACAUCAGCCCAGAGCUGCAGGGCUGGAGGCUGGGCUGAUGCCAUCACACGGGUUUGAUGGCAGUCAAUCCAGUCGUGAGCCAUGCACCAUGGGAGGCACUGAGCUGAAGCAGGACAGUAUUGUACAGGUGAGAGAGGGGGAGAUAAGAAAUGUGGAGAAAACGCAAAAGGUAAAGGGUGCAGCUUUUGCCUUACACUAAUAUAGAUGGAAACCUUGUUAUUUUUUAUUCAUGCAAUAUUUGCUUUUUGGCAUUGUCCAUGUAGCUUUUGGCAUCAUUGUACAGUAAAAAAAAUAAUUUUCUAAUGUUCUUCCUUUAGAGUGUUAUAAUGGUUGUCUUUGGAGAAGACAAAUGCAGAGACGAGCAGCUAAAUAACUGGAAAUACUGGCACUCACGGCAGCACACUGCAAAGCAGAGAGUCCUGGAUAUUGGUAUGAUGAUCCUUGUUAUCCUCCUUACCAACAGGCAUGCCUUAAACAUCCAUGUCACAAUAAGGUUUAUAAGUUGAGCAGGCAGGAAAAGGUCUAAAAUAAACAGAGGGUGUUAUAAAACCUUUAAGACUAUGGAGUAAAACAACAAUGAGCAAGAGGCAAACCAGGAAAAGCCUCCAGGACAAACCAACAACAUACUCCGUGCUGAAACCCAGCAGAAUUUGAAUAACUGUCAAUCCUCAGUUCCAGCUGAGUACAGAGAGACAGCCAAUGGGUGUGCAUUUGCAUGAUCGUUGACAGGAGGACUAGGUGGGGGCCUGGACCGAGGCCAUAUACUGAAAGAACAGCUAGAGGCAGGCCUCAGCCUGUGGGGGAAAAAAAUCUCACUGGAAUGAAGCAAAGAUAUUCAACCUCUGAUGGUUUGGUCCACGGCAAGUUUGUGCCAGUACAAAGUGUGUGUGUGUGUGUGUGUGUGUGUGUGUGUGUGUGUGUGUGUGUGUGUGUGUGUGUGUGUGUGUGUGUGUGUGUGUGUGUGUGUGUGUGUGGUGGGGGUAUCUUAAAUGAUUUAUAGGUGACCUCAUGGUAUUUGUCAGUCAUCUGGAGCAUAUUCAGGGGUAAAAUUCUCAGCUUUGUUUCCUUGGAAAUGUUAUGAUUAAGCUCUGAAUGGGAAGAGUUGUGUAAUUCACACAAGCAGAUAUGAAUGAAAAAAUAUGAAUAAAAUACACAAGUGUCUGUAACUAAACCACAGAAACAGGUUUUUGAACAUUGAAGCUCCUUUAACUAGUGAAAUUCUGAUGUUUUUCAAACAAUGUCAGGACAGGAAAGUUGAUAUUUUUCAGAAUUUCCUGUAAAGCAUUUUUCAGUGAAGGAACAGUAAAGACCACAAAGUGUUGUAACAUGUAGGAGCAACUUGAAAAUAUUGAAUGUCCACAAAAGUUCAUGUUUUUCCCAUAACUCAAGAAAGUCCUUUUCCGGGUCAUUCUGAUUUAUUUGAUUUGCACCUGGGGGAGACAGUUACCCUGACAGUGAAUGUUUCCUGCUGUGUUCACACAUCAUCUCUCUGUCACUGUGCACUGACUCUUCCAUCUGAGCUGGCUGGAACAUUUCUGUGCUGAGUAAAUUUAUAACUUUGCCAUCUAGCAUCAGCUGAUACUCUCUUCUCAUCUUCUUGACUCCUCAGCUGAUUACAAAGAGACCUUCAGCAUUGUUGGGAAUGUGGAGGAAAUCGCUUACAAUGCUGUCUCCUUUACAUGGGAUGCAAGUGAAGAAGCCAAGGUAAAUAAACAGGGAAAAAUGGUUAAAUUGUUCUGUUCGAGUCCAAACCAGAAACGAUUGUACCACAUAGAAGGCUGCUUAAAGAAAGAGUAAAAGUCUUUUUCUGUUUACCUUCAGUUUCAAACCUUCCUCCUAAUUUGGUUUUGUCAUGCUUUGUUUGGUGGUUGAAAACAUGCUCCCACUUGUGUGAGGCAUUGCUCAAUGAAACCUCAAGUUUCCAUCUUGAGUACUGUUGCAGCUCGAGAGUGAUGUCAGUGGACUGUAGCUGCUGAAGCAUGUGCCAAUCCACUCUAUCCACCCUGCACUCCUUUGUUCACCAUGACUUGAUUUGUGUUGAGACAUGAGAGAUCCAAGAUAGGCUUUGAUGCAUAGAGCUAUUUCACAUCAGGUAGAAGUGGUAAGACACCCAGUCCAAUUAAGAACACUCGCACCAAAACCCUCAGCAAAAACUCACCCUCAGAGUCUUUUGGGCUUCUGGAGAGUCUUCCUCAGGCUUCCACUAGUCUAUCAUUGAACGAGACCUGCAAACACUCUUAUGAAUAAAGGAGGGAGUGCAGCUUUGUAGGUUUGUGGAUGAACAUCUGUGGUUUGAUUUGAAGAUACAGUAUGGAGAAACAAUAGCAUUUAGUGGUAUCCAGCUGUCGGUCAUUUGAACGCUCCCGUGGUCAUCCCUCUCAUCAGUAAAGGGAUGGUGGCUUUUAAGGACAAGAAGCCCCUGCAAUAUAUAACGAAUUUGAUCCUUCAUUUGUCAAGUUCUUACCUCCAAAAUGGCCUUAAAUCAAAAUUGUUUUCACCACAACAAUAUGGAUUAUGCACAGCUACACACCAGUACUAAUUAUAUGUUACCAGUUUGCCCAAUUUGCAGAUGUGUCCCAGUCCAGAGGCUGCAGCCUCCCAAGGACUUGCCUGCUUGUACAGUCAGUCUGAACUGAAUUUAGGAGUCUACCCUUUGGAUGAUUUUGUGCUUGCGUCACCACCCUGAUGCUGGCAUCAUACAGGGCUGCUCUUAUUGCUUAGCAACAGGUGGUUGGCUUACCAGACAGCAAAGCAACGGUCAUGUAACUUAAACCCCAUCAGCAACAGUGCAAAGAUCAUGUUAAAUUUCACUGUACCAGCCUUCUACAACAUUUUUGCAGCUUCCUAGUACUUUUACUUCACAGUGUGUCACUCCUCUGUCUGGAUUGUAUUAGCACACAGAGAAUCACACUUAGAGAAACAAUGCACCUGAUGCAGCUCUCAUAUCUCAGGAAAAGUAGGAUACAUUUUUGAGCUGCAUUUGAAAUGGGACAGCCUUCGCCACACUGCUGUGAUGGAUCUGAUCUUCAGAUGUGGCCCUCGAAGGCUGCAGCCCCUUGCAGCUUGUGUUGUGGUAGCUACUUGGCAGCUCAAUAUGGCAGCCUCUGAGGAAGAGGACCCCUCCUUAGCAGAUGUAGAGGCUCCUUCUUAGUGUUUCUCAUAGCCAGAUGAUAAAACACUAAUUUAAACAGACCUUCAAAUAUUACAGCUGCUAUAGCUCCACUCUCCAACCUUAAUUCUACAUUUUACAGUGUAACGAUACAGCAUCGCCCUGCAUUUACUCUGUUUAAUGUUGUUUUGUUUACUCAUUAGAUACCUAAAGAGAAUAUCAGUGGUCAACUAAACUAACCAAACUGGUUUUUAUGAUAAUCACAGGAACAUCAGAUUGUUAGUCGUUGUGAUGAUUAAGCUACUGUACAGCAGUCAGUAUACAUCUCUAUAUCAAUGCAGCCCCUCAGAGCCUUUAGUGUGGCUCUAGACUGUUAUGAUGAUCAGUGUGGUGAGAGGUGAGGUUAACCUCUCAGUCCACAUACUGAUCCUGUUUGCUGUGAUCAUAAUGAGGGAACACAUACAGUAUGUCUAAUUCUGACAGAAAGACAAGUGUUUUCAAGAGGGAGAGCAAACUCUAAUGAUCCACUGUGACCUUUAAAUCAGCCAAAAACUAGUAAGAAGGCACAAAAGGCUGAAACAGAGAGCUCUCCUACUCUCCUGUAAAUGUUACAUCACCCUCCACUAAGCAACAAGCCACCAUGCAUCACCUGCAGACUUUUUGACCUCUUCUUUCUAGGAAUUUUCUCCCUUUGUCACCUCAGUCUUUUUUUUUUAAAUGUAGAUUUCCCAGUAGAGGACAUUCAUGUGCAUUUUAUAAUCCUACAACACAGCAGUGUCUAUUUUCUUUAUCAAAGUCUUCUUAUCCAUAUAAAUCCAUGUGUUUUACAAACAAAGCCAACUCUCUCCCUCAUCUUUCCUAAUCCCUGCUCCUCCAACCAUGAAUGAAAAAAACAUUUCUGAGAGCAUUGUUACAGUCAGGGGGCUGAGUCCUGGAUGGUGAGUGGAUGAGUGGAUGAACUCUGACCGUGUAGGUUAUUAUGAGUGGAUCUGCUGUGGGAUCAUGUGGCACCAUGACUGUGCAGCUGCCCUCACCAGCCUGCAGACAAAGCGCCUGUUGGCAGUAAUGUGGAUCGACUUGAGUGGAACAUUUCUGUGAGAAUGUGUGAGCUCAUAUUUCACUGCAGUUUCCUUCUUCUCAACAAAACCCAGAAACUGUGUUAUUGAAGCAGGAUUGUGACACCUAGUCAGGAUCUGAAGGACUGUUAGACAAACCGGUAUUUUUAGCACCAAUAAUCAGUUCUGUGUUUUAGUAGUAGUGGUUGUUGUUGUGGCAUGGUUCUGCUGUUGCCAGGCAACAGCCAUCAUCCUCGGUGUAAUGAGGGGUAUGUGUAGAUGAGCUGCUUCCUGCGGCAUUACUCUGUUUUUGUGUUUCUGACAGUGGAGUGGAUGGUACUGAGAAGACACUUAUCACUGACCCCUGAACCUUUCUCUUCAGAGGACAAUCUGUGAAUGCUUAGAAAUGUGGGCUACACAACACAGCAAGCCUCCUACACACACACACACACACCCACACACACACACACACACAAACACAUGUGAGCGGCAGUGAGACCAGUGAUAGAGGAGGAAUCGAAAUGGCCGAGGUGUCUGUGGAGGUGUGAGUUUGUAGAGGUGUGUGGGAGGCUCAUGUGUGCUCCAGGCUAUCCAGCAAUCAGCUCUCACCUCUACAGGUUCAGACAUGAUGCUGUGAACGCUGCGUAGUGGGAAAAUAUCUGUGGAGCAGUGGUGAGGAGUCUUUACCGUUAGUUGUCACUGUUGACCUGUUGCUCAGGCUGUUCAUCCUGUUUAACUGGAAACUUCUUCAGACGUCUCUGUUUGUGUGAGUGCUUUGGUGUCGUCCUUAGUCAUGGGAGUCUUUUCCACUAUGUAAACACGUGCUUGUGUGGCUACAGUCACACUUUGUUUUAAACGCUUUGUGGAUUAUUCUGUGAUUUGUGUGAGGUGGUGUAACCUCUCACAAGCUGAGCUGCAUUUUUGGGGGAUUUUGGAGCAAAGCUUUGAACUUCUCUGAGCGUUUUCAUAGAGAAUUGUGCAGUGAUAAUAACAUAAAGAUAAUAAACCGUUGCUUAUAUUCGGACAGUUAAACCCUCUGUCCUCUGAAUCAACAUCAAUCUUUUUGUUCAAUGCUGGGAGCCUGUUUUUCAGCCUAUAGAUCGUCUGACGUAAGGAGCGUUGAGAAGUGAUGGGACAUAUUUGCAUUUCUGAGUGUUACUUCUGGCCUGUGAACUGUGCCUGCUGAAGUGACUCAUGAUCCCAUGACCCACUUACUAUGACUAUGAAAGGAAACAGGCUGUGACCGAGGUGAUUAAGAUAGAAGGAAAGACUCUGCUAUCUGUGAUAUCAGCUUAAACUUACCUCAGUGUUUGACAUGGGACUACAAUGACCUAUAUCAUAAUCAUCUCUCUCUCUUUUGUGCGAUUCUCUUUUUUUUUAGGUCUUCAUCUCUGUGAACUGUCUCAGCACAGACUUCUCCGCACAGAAAGGGGUGAAAGGGAUGCCCCUGAUCAUCCAGAUAGACACCUACAGCUACAACAGCUGCAGCAGGAAGCCCAUCCACAGGGCCGUCACUCAGAUUAAAGUCUUCUGUGACAAGGUGACCACAGUUUGAUGGCAGGGCUGUCUUGGAGAAGUCUGGAGGGAUAAGAUGGACUUGGGUUCAUUGUAGUCUGACUUUUCUGUCCUGUUGAACCUUUGUUCAUUUGCAGGGUGCUGAGAGAAAGCUCCGCGAUGAGGAGAAGAAGCAGCUCAGAAAGAGAAUGAAGGGUGAAAAUACUUGAAUCUUUUAAGUUUGGUAUAAAUAAACGAAUUUGAUAAGAAUGAAUGAAUGAAUUUGAAUGACUAUAAUAAUAAUCAUAAUAAAAUAAUAAUCUCCCUUUUGGGAUAAAUAAAGUUCUUGUAUUGUAUUAUUGAUAAGGGUGAAUAUAACUUUGGUGAGUUUGACUGUAGCCUACAUGGACAAAGUUCUUCAGUAUUUCUCAUUUCAAGCCCUGCUGAGUUGACCGUCUGUCUGGAUUAGGUAAACACAGCAGCCCAGGGCCCACCUCUUCAAUAAAGAUGUCUGAUCACACUCUGUUAAAAACCGUGAUGGACCUGGACUCCCAGCCUGUCCUUUUCAUUCCUGACGUUCACUUUGGAAACCUGCAGAGAGCCGGGCAGGUGAGACGUCAGGUAUUUCUGUCUCACAUGAACAACAUAUACACACACCGUUGUCUCAUCUUCAGGUUAAGCUUUAACUCCAUUCACAGGUGUUCGCCCUCAACACUGAGGAGGUCAGCAGAGACGGGUGAGUGGUUAAUCGUCCCAUUGAGUUUAAAUGACUAACAACAACAAAAAAAAAACCCUGUAUAUGAACUCAGACUAUCAGACUAAGGAGAAUUUCUGUGUGUCAGGAGUGUUAUUGUGAAAAGGGUGCCACGUCCUGCUGAGAAAAACGUGUGUCCACCUUUUUCCAAGAAGCCCAAAGUGGAACCAGAAAGGAAAGGUACUGUAUGUGGUAGCAUAGACUCUUCUGUGUCAGGUAACAGGGAUACUCUGAAGUAGUCCAUGGUUCAAAUGUCAGAUUUUGAAGCUGUGGCUUUUCACUCAAACUUGUGUGAGGUUGCAGAAGCUCUGAACCCACCUUUCUAACCUUAGAGGGAUAGUGUGGCUAUUCUGAAAUAGGGUUGUCAGGUACUUGUCCAGGAGAUCAGGGUCAGCUUGGUCUCUUCACUGAGAAACUGGCCAGAGCACCAGCUCAUAAGUUCAGCGACACACGGCUGCAGAUAAGUCCAAACUUACAACCUAAUUUAGCAAAAGAAAGUCAGCUUUCACUUGAUUUGAACUGCACCUGUAUUUUUAACAUUUCCAGAGUUUUACUCUGUCACCAGAAAGAUUUAGUGUAUAAUCACUAUCUACAGAUGCGAUGUUUACUUGUUCAUUCAAUGGUGGCUGAUCAGUAUCAAAAUCUAUAAUACAAAGAUCAUUUUCAACAGUGUAUGCUGCACAUUUUCAGGCUAACCCACUUAUUACUCCAGAGUUUAUUUCAGCUCAGCCUCCCUCUUUCACAGCUAAAACAGUGUUUUUAAUAAAACUUAGAGUAUUAUAAAGACAAAGUUCCAUCCAGCCCUUCUGCUUUUUCUAACUCAGCCUCUGAGCAUUGAAAAAGUCUGAAAUACACUAGCAGGGGGCUCUGGAUGGUGGGUGAUGCAGACUGCAGCCACAUUACAACAGCUGCUAUCCCUUCAUUUUGGAAGGUCUUAAAGUGAGUGUUGUUAUCAAGUCCCACUGGGGGGAGCAGUUCUUGGUUUACAGGUGAGGGCUCACAGUUUACGCACCUGCACCAGUAGGUAACUUUGCAUCCACAGAAGUUCCUCCCAUCUCUCUUCGGGUCACUAUCUGUGGUAGCUCUUCCUCUUUUGUCCCUUUAUUUAGGGGACAUGUAUGAGUACAUAUUGUAUCUGUGAAUAGAGCCAAAGCAAAGAGACAACAAGGUGACAAGGUGGUGGUGGACGACUCCUCAGAAGAUCUUUUGUACCCACAGCCAUCAGACUUUACAAUUCUUCAAUAAAGAGUAGAUGCUUUGAGACAUGACACAUAAGACUACAGACAAUUGAAUUUCUCUUUGAGGAUAAAUAAAGUUCUUCUCUAAAAUCAAGUAUUGAAAAAAAAUCUAAAUAAAAAACACAGUUUUUUCCCUGAGACUUUCUGAAAGCCAGCCAAAAUGCGUAAACCAAGUGGCCCAUCUCCAGUGUUGCAACUAAUCUGUACCAUUUCACAACGUACACCAGCUCACCGGUAUCUUCUGUGGGUAACAUGUGUGCCGUAAGUACCUCAAUACAGUCUUGUUUCAAAAACGGUUUCAGAAGUCCUGUUUCGAAAACACCAAACUAUUCCUUUAAGUAACUAUUCCUGUAAGUAGUUAGACAAGCUGGACAAUGCAACCGUGAUAUGACUGUGAUUAUGACAAGGUAGAGGUAGUGGGCUGAAAGUUUGUGAGUGUUUGGUUAUUUGGCCAACAGCCACAAAGUCUGGUUGUUGUUCAAGUUUCUGGAAGGACAUAAAUGAUCAAAAUGUCCAAUCUGAUGCAACUGACAAAAAUCUGAGAACUGAUUCCUUUCAUUAUUUGUUUGACUGAGUGAAUUUUUUUUAUGACUGUAACUGUUUCCUGCUUCAUCAGUUCUGCUGUAUGUGAGAAAGGAGAGCGAUGACGUGUUCGACGCUCUAAUGCUGCAUACCCCGACCCUCAGGGCAUUAAUGGAAGCAGUGAGUAUAAGAGUUUUCUCCUCUACCCCUGCAGCCUGUAAUCAUUCAGCAAACACUGACCGUAAUAAACUGAUGAAGUCAAACUCAUGCAGUUGACACAGUUUUUACUAACACUUGAUGUGAACCCACCUCUUAUAAUGCAUCAUAAGAACAUUCAUAAAUACUUAUCAAUGCAUUUAAAAGGCUUUGUUACAACACUUAUGAGUGAUCAUACGCAUUCAUAUCAGCUUAAACUAAUGUUUGUGAGCUUUAUCAAAAGCUAAUUUCAUGACUGACUCUGAGUUCAUUAAGUAAAGUGAGGUGAUUAACAAUUGUAUGACCCUAUUACACAUUUAUAGGAACGUAUGUGGCUGUAAUUAAAGAGUCAGACAGAAAAAACAACAAGAAUAAUUGUGUAUUAAAACAUAGUACAUUAUAAACCAUACUUUUAUAAGGGUUUAACACUUCAUUAACAUUACUAUCAGCUGUUAUGAAUGCAUACAACCAUCUAAAACCUUAUAGAUGCAUUUAUAAUCGUUUAUAAAUGUGCUAAUAAUGCGUUUUAAGGGGUGGGUCCAUAUGCCACAGCAUGUUGAAAAUACAUUGCGUCUUUCAGAUCUCAGAGAAAUAUGCACUGCCUGCUGACAAAAUCCACAAAGUUUACCAAAAGAGCAAAAGAGGGUGAGUGUGCCAAACCAGUGAAGUGAAGUUAUUUUGGUGCUUGGGUCAGUGCUUGCUCUUAAACCAACACUGAGUAUAUAUAAUAUAUUUUAUAUUUGAUAUUAUUGUUUAGUUGGUUAGCAUUGUUAUAUUUGCUGAUUAAUACUGUAACACAUUAAAGAUACAAAAUUCUAAAAAAAUAGUUUCAUUAGUCUGUAGAUAUUUGUUCAGAAAUCAAAGUAGAUGAAUGUUAAUCUAUAGUUUAAUAUGAUUUAAUUUAAUACAUUAAAGAAUUUAAAAAUCUCGAACUACUUCUGUUAAUCACAUGUGCCAACUUCAUGUCACCUCCAGAUUUAAAAAUAAAAUUAAAAAAAGGUCAGCCAGUGAGAGGUGCUGUACUGUAUUAAAUUCAGUCAGUUUUCAUUCACUCAAGACUGUUUCUUGGACUGUCUCUCUCUUCACCUGCUCGUCUUCUCAGGGUCCUGGUAAAUGUGGACAACAACAUCAUCCAGCACUACUCCAACGAGGACACCUUCAUCCUGACCAUCCAGAGCUCAGCAGACUCUGUGCACAUCACUCUUUCAGAAAUCUGAUGGUGUGUUUUGAUUUUUGGCCAGAACCUUGUCUGUGAAUCCUGGUGAGAGCAGUUUUCCCUUGCCAGCCUAGAAAUGAUGAAGCAGCUGUUUUCUAGAAAACACGUGGAAGUGCCCAGAUUUGAGUCUGUGGGAGAGAAAUGUUUGUUACUCUCUGGAUCAAUCGUACCAAAGAGGGGGUUUACUCGGGUCACCGGAAAGCAUCCAGCCAGUGUGUUGUGGUUAUAGAAGACCAACAGUGUACAGUUUUGUUUAGCAGGUAGUGAUGUGAACUUUGUCUUUGCCCUCCACCAUCCUUCAUAUCAUCCUCCAGAGGCUGAAGCUUCAAAAUAACUGGAUUAGGCCUUUAAAUUCUUCAAAGUUUACGCAGGUCUGUCUAGUUAAAGGUAAGGGAUUUUUGUUUUGUAAAUGUGCCAGUUUCAUACCAAGUGAAGGCGACCUUGUCUUACUGCAUACUAAAUGGUUGAUAAGGGUUGUUGCAGUCUGUGGUGUCAUGCUUGUGUGUCAGACACUGCUGGAAAACAAGGCUGCAGGUCUCCAGGAUGCCAUUAAACCGCUCUCCCUCCACAGAUUUAUAGCUUUCAUUUCCACUGAAGAGAUUAGAGUCAUUAGAGUCAUUAGACUCUGUGACGUUGGCCGGUGAAAGCCCUGCUGUUACAUCCAUGAUCCUUUUCAAAGCUAAUACAGACUGUUGGAGCUUUUUUUCCAAUCCCCUUUUUUCCUGUGCACUUCGAGUUUGACCAUCGAAUUUACUGAUAGUGUAGGACACAGUGUGUGUCCUUAUUCUACACGUGUACCAUGAUGUAAAGUCUUUUAUAUCUGCAAAUAAAUAUAGUUUUAUAUGUAACC